ACGUAUUUAUGUAACUCCAGCUCGAUGCGCGACAGCUUAGAGGGUAUUUCGGCGCCUUGUUUAACUUGUUGUGAACCUGUGAAUGAACAGCAUCACCGGCGGGUUGACGUUUCUCUCCCACUGACCGACUCUCCUCUCCAGUGAUGGAGUACGGGAAGGAGAGGGUGGUGGCGUUAGUGGACAUGGACUGCUUUUACGUCCAGGUGGAGCAGAGACUCAAUCCAGCUCUGAAGAACACUGCCUGUGUGGUGGCUCAGUACAAGACGUGGAAAGGAGGCAGUAUCAUAGCUGUGAGCUACGAGGCCAGGGCCCAUGGUGUCACCAGGAACAUGUGGGUGGACGAUGCAAAGAAACUUUGCCCAGAUCUCCAGGUGGCACGAGUGCGUGAGUCUCACGGCAAGGCAGACCUGACAUAUUAUAGGGAGGCGAGUGUGAAGGUGAUUGAGGUGAUGUCUCGCUUCGCUGUGGUGGAGAGAGCCAGCAUUGACGAGGCCUACGUGGAUCUGACUGCUGCGGUCCAGGAGCGGCUGAAAAACAUGACAGACAAACAAAUUGAGCCUCACCUGCUGAAGGCGACCUACAUCCAGGGGUACCCACAAACCUCACCUGAACAUGAAGCAUCUGCAGAGGACGCUGCCUUGGAUAAAGAGGAACUGAGGUCCAGAGGUCUCCAGCAGUGGCUAGCAUCCUUACCGGUCCCUCUAAUAGGGGAACCGAGCCCUGGAGAUCUGCAGCUAACAGUGGGAGCGAUCAUCGUCGAGGAAAUGAGGGCAGCCGUGGAGAAAGACACAAGUUACCGCUGUUCAGCAGGGAUAGCGCACAAUAAGGUAUUGUCCAAAUUAGCUUGUGGUCUGAACAAACCUAACCGACAAACUGUUCUGCCAUUGGACUCUGUGACAGAGCUGUUCAACUCUCUACCCAUCGGCAAGAUCCGUAACCUAGGGGGUAAGCUGGGUGCCUCCAUUACAGGAACUCUGGGAAUAGAGAACAUGGGAGAUCUGACUCGCUUCUCUCAGGCUCACCUGAGUCAGCACUUUGGAGAAAAGACGGGCCAAUGGCUGUAUGACUUGUGUCGGGGGAUUGAUUUUGAAGCGGUGAAACCCAGACAGCUUCCUAAGUCCAUCGGCUGCAGUAAAAACUUCCCCGGGAAGACUUCGCUGGCUACAAAAGAGCAGGUGCAGUACUGGCUUCAUCAACUGGCCCUUGAGCUCGAAGAGAGGCUUAUCAAGGACAGAGACGUGAAUGGUCGAGUGGCUAAGUCGUUGACGGUUGGUGUCCGUCGGCUUGGGGACAAGUGGCCGAGCAGCUUCUCUCGCUGUUGUGCUUUAGUGCGCUACGAAGCAACCAAACUAUCCGAUGACAGCUUUGCCAUUAUCAAGAGUCUCAACACGGCAGGAAACCACCAGGCAGCAUGGACUCCGCCCCUCACCCUGCUGCACAUUUCAGCUAGCAAAUUCAGUGACGCUCCAUCAGCAGGGGGCAUCGCUGGCUUUCUCUCCAGUGAUGUCACUUCAACUCAAAGUCUUUCCUCCACCACUCAGCCCUCCACCCAGCCACCCUCUGAACUGAAAAAUGACUCCGCAAGCAAACAGCCUGGCACCAUCCAGUCCUUCUUUCGAAAGGCAGCUGAGAAACAAAAACAGAAAGUUACAAAAGAUGUAGACGACGAGGAGGACUACGAUAUUGUCUCCACAGGGAUUCCCCCGUCUUCCUCCUCUCACAUAUCCUCUGUUACUGAUAGUCAGUUGGAGGCAGAUACCAAUUGCCCCGUUUCUUCCCUUGCACUUAUAUCUCACACUAAAAGCAGUACAGCCGACGCCCAUUCUGGCAUUUCCUCUUUCUUCAACAAGAAGAGUCUUGAAAGAAGCUCACUGGCCCCAGGCUCAACUUUAAACAAGCCUGAAAUAGGACACGAGCCUGGACCUGACGAUAUAGAAGACUCAGAAGACACUGUUGCUGCUGAGUCAGGGCUACAGGCAAAACGUAACUCAUCUCCACAGUCACUAUGUGAAGAGUUAAAGGAUGAACUCGGCAUGGAUCCAAAAAUAAAUCCCCAUCCUUCUAGUGUGGCCAGAGAAGACCUGGUAAACUGUGAACGCUGUGGCCAGGAAGUGUCAGUCUGGGAAAUGCCUGAACACAACGACUAUCACUUUGCCCUGGACCUCCAGAAGUCACUCUCUUCAUCCACAAGUUCAGCACCCAUCUCUUCUUCUUCCAAUGUUUCUCUAACUCCUCAGUCGGCCCAGACUUCACGCGGAAAGACAAAAACCAGAGGCCAGUCAGGACCUCAACCGAAAAGGCAGCGCUCCCAAGGCGGAGGCGCAGGCACUCUGGAUUCUUUUUUCAAGAGGAACUGACGGUGUGCUGUACAGCAGCAUUUGCAAGAAGAAGAAUAUACAGUCUAUUGAUAAUGCAUGUGCAGUAUAUCACAAACAAAAUGAAUGCAUUGGUGAAAGAUUGGAAAGCCGUUUUGUAACAGGAUACACUGGGACUGGUUUUAAAUGAUCAAUGUGACUGUGCUUUAUAAAAAUGUGUGUAUAUGUAUGCACUUUGUGUAACAUAACCUUUUUUUAUUGUAAAGGGAAUGACAGUACUUUGACGAGUGUUUUGUAAAACAGCUUAUAUUAAAGAUACUUUUUACAUUUUGUAGUAGUAUACAUAAUGUUGUAGUACUCUGAUGGGCCAGCAGAUGCCACUAAUAAGUCAAAUACAGAGCAGGAAUCCUCACUUGAGUGUCAAUAUCAAGUUUUCUUGUGAGCUCAAGAGUUACAGAAAAUAUUUGUCUCUUGUAAAACAAUAGAGUAUAUAUUUGAAAGACGUAUGAAAUACAUGAUUGCUAGCAGGAGGAGAGUAAUUACACCAUUUGCACCAUUACGAGAUUGAUCCUGUUUCGUUUACACGUCUCUACCAUGGUGAACCCAUUGUUCUGGAAGUGCGUUGAAACAGCUGAAUGAUGAAAUUGUAAUUACAUGGUCUUGCAUCAGCUGGGGAGCCGAUCGGGAAGAACAAUAAAAUGAAAUAACAGCACCCAACACAAUUUUGUGUGGUGAGUCAUGGCUUUGCGACAUCUGAGCCGGUAGACCAAACGCUGGUGUGAUUAAGAAGAACGUGAGAACAGUGAAAAAAAUGUUUGAAUACAUUUUAAAAUCUGGAACUACUAAAAAUCUAUAAAAUACUCAGAUGCAAAAAAACAAACGAACACUUGAAACUCUUCAUAAAAGCUAUACAAAUUGGGACUGGUUUUAAAUGAUCAAUGUGACUGCUUUAUAAAAAUGUGCACAAAAUGCAGAGUGUAUAUGUAUGCACUUUGUGUAACAUAACCUUUUUUUAUUGUAAAGGGAAUGACAGUAUUUUGACAAGUGUUUUGUAAAAUAGCUUAUAUUAAAGAUACUUUUUACAUUUUGUAGUAGUAUACAUAAUGUUGUAGUACUCUGAUGGGCCAGCAGAUGCCACUAAUAAGUCAAAUACAGAGCAGGAAUCCUCACUUGAGUGUCAAUAUCAAGUUUUCUUGUGAGCUCAAGAGUUACAGAAAAUAUUUGUCUCUUGUAAAACAAUAGAGUAUAUAUUUGAAAGACGUAUGAAAUACAUGAUUGCUAGCAGGAGGAGAGUAAUUACACCAUUUGCACCAUUACGAGAUUGAUCCUGUUUCGUUUACACGUCUCUACCAUGGUGAACCCAUUGUUCUGGAAGUGCGUUGAAACAGCUGAAUGAUGAAAUUGUAAUUACAUGGUCUUGCAUCAGCUGGGGAGCCGAUCGGGAAGAACAAUAAAAUGAAAUAACAGCACCCAACACAAUUUUGUGUGGUGAGUCAUGGCUUUGCGACAUCUGAGCCAGUAGACCAAACGCUGGGUG
Messenger RNA from Anoplopoma fimbria (sablefish), 3852 nucleotides. RefSeq names its product polymerase (DNA directed), eta (gene polh). Gene Ontology annotation, molecular function: damaged DNA binding; DNA-directed DNA polymerase activity. NCBI's taxonomy places the organism in Eukaryota, Metazoa, Chordata, Actinopteri, Perciformes, Anoplopomatidae. Gene Ontology annotation, biological process: error-prone translesion synthesis; response to radiation. The transcript is spliced from 10 exons. The record is from RefSeq and is a predicted model, not a curated record. Gene Ontology annotation, cellular component: replication fork; nucleus; site of double-strand break. Bases 144 to 2357 code for a protein of 737 amino acids.